This is a messenger RNA of Hyphopichia burtonii NRRL Y-1933, 1671 nucleotides long. RefSeq names its product chaperonin-containing T-complex subunit (gene CCT6). Gene Ontology annotation, biological process: protein folding. The record is from RefSeq and is a predicted model, not a curated record. Gene Ontology annotation, cellular component: chaperonin-containing T-complex. Gene Ontology annotation, molecular function: ATP-dependent protein folding chaperone; ATP binding; ATP hydrolysis activity. The transcript has a single exon. Lineage: Eukaryota; Fungi; Ascomycota; Pichiomycetes; Serinales; Debaryomycetaceae. The coding region runs from base 1 to 1671 and encodes 556 amino acids.
AUGUCAUCUUCGAUUCAAUUACUUAACCCCAAGGCAGAGUCGUUAAGACGUGCUCAAGCAUUACAAGUGAAUAUCUCCGCUGCUCAAGGAUUACAACAAGUGUUAGCUAGUAAUUUAGGACCAAAAGGCACAUUGAAGCUUUUAGUUGAUGGAUCUGGAGGAUUAAAGUUGACCAAAGACGGGAAGGUGUUAUUAACUGAGAUGCAAAUUCAACAUCCAACUGCGGUAAUGAUUGCUAGAGCAGCAACUGCCCAAGAUGAAAUAACUGGAGACGGUACCACAACGGUAAUUUUACUUGUUGGAGAAUUAUUGAAACAAGCUGAAAGAUUUAUCGAUGAAGGAGUUCACCCAAGAGUUAUUGUCGAUGGAUUUGAUAUUGCCAGAGAUGAAGCAUUAAAUUAUUUAAAUCAAUUUAAAACAAAACCGGAAAAAUUUGAUCGAGAAUUUUUAUUACAAGUAGCAAGAUCAUCAUUAUCGACUAAAGUUGACUCAACUGUUACUGAUAUAUUAGCACCUAUUGUCACCGAUGCUGUAUUAACUGUUAAAUCUGAUGAAGAUAUGAAAAAAUUAGAUUUACAUAUGAUUGAAAUAAUGACUAUGCAAUAUGGGAAUGUUAAAGAUACUGAAUUAAUUAAAGGAUUAGUAUUAGAUCAUGGAGCAAGACAUCCAGAUAUGCCAAGAAGAUUAGAAAAUGCUUAUGUAUUAAUCUUAAAUGUUAGUUUAGAAUAUGAAAAAACUGAAGUUAAUUCUGGAUUUUUCUAUUCAUCAGCAGAACAAAGAGAAAAAUUAGUUGCUAGUGAAAGAAAAUUUGUUGAUGAAAAAUUGAAAAAAAUUAUCGAAUUGAAGAAUCAAGUUUGUGAAUUAAAUUCAAAUAAAAAUUUUGUUAUUAUAAAUCAAAAGGGAAUUGAUCCAAUGUCAUUAGAUGUUUUAGCUAAAAAUAAUAUUUUAGCCUUAAGAAGAGCUAAAAGAAGAAAUAUGGAAAGAUUACAAUUAAUUGUUGGAGGUGAAGCACAAAAUUCAGUUGAUGAUUUAACUCCAGAAAUUUUAGGAUAUAGUGGAUUAGUUUAUGAAAAUAGUAUUGGUGAAGAUAAAUUUACUUAUAUUACUGAAAAUAAACAACCAAAAUCGGCUAGUAUAUUAAUUAAAGGAUCAAAUAAUCAUAUUUUGCAACAAACUAAAGAUGCUAUAAGAGAUGGUUUAAGAUCCGUUUCAAAUGUUUUAAAAGAUGAAUCAGUUAUACCAGGAGCAGGUGCUUUUUAUAUGUCAUGUAAUAAUUAUUUAUUACAAAAUGGAUCUAAAUUUUUCAAAGGUAAAAACAAAUCAGGUAUAAAAGCUUUUGCUGAAUCUUUAUUAGUUGUUCCUAAAACAUUAACCAAGAAUGCUGGUUUGGAUUCUUUAGAAACUUUAGGUAAUUGUCAAGAUGAGAUUUCUGAAGGUCAUACUGUUGGGGUGGAUCUAAAAUCUGGUGAACCAAUGGAUCCUUCAAUUGAAGGGGUUUGGGAUUCUUUUAGAGUCAUUAGAAAUGCCAUUUCUUCUGCCACCGGAAUUGCGUCUAAUUUAUUAUUAUGUGACGAGUUAUUAAAGGCUGGUCGUUCUUCGUUGAAAGAAGGUGCUGGUGGCCCUCCUGGUGGUGCUCCAAUGGGUGCUCCAAUGGGUGCUCCCCCAAUGUAA